AUGUCCGUCUCUGAAUUUGUGGAUCCAAUAACGACACAGAAGCAGCUGAACUCAGCGUAUUAUUUCCAUCUCGUUUCCUUUAGCUUGCUUUUCUACGACUACUUCCUCACGCUUGACUGGGAAAUCGAGCGCUACUGGGGCACGCAGCUCACCUGGCCGUCGUUCUUCUACUUCGUCAACCGCUACGGCACGCUGUUUGGCAACAUCCCGGUCGUGAUUGAAUACUUUUGGAGUACGCCACCAACGCCAAGGAAACUGAUGGUCCUCGUUGGAGCGAUGCUCAUUUUACGGACAUACGCACUGUAUGAGCGCAAUAAACGUGUGUUGGCGCUCAUGUUGGCUUUCACGACCGGCUCUGUCGCGGUCGGCAUUUGGUCGGUUGCGACAGGCAAGUCGGAUAAGGGAAAUGUAAAUCUGGAGCUCUAUUUCGGAUGCAACUAUCCCAUCUCUCGAGACGCAGCAUUGAGCACACUCAUACCUUGGGCCGCUGUUGCUGUCUUCGACACGAUGAUUUUCUUCCUCACGCUGGGCAGAGUGCUCUACCGACGCUCCAUCACACCACGCAGCAGUAUGGACUUAUUGAGUAUCCUACUGAGGGAUGGGGCGAUCUACUUUGGAGUGAUGGUGAUGUCGAACCUGGCCAACAUUUUGACGUUUGUCCUUGGCACUCCUUACACACGGGGCAUUGCGACGACAUUUACCAACAUCCUUGCUUCCAUAUUAAUAUCGCGCCUGAUGCUCAACCUCCGGGACCCCGCGCUCGCCCACAUGUCGGGGAGAGCGAGGGGGCAGACGGGUAGUACGACCCUCACGAUGGGGCCAACAACACGGUUGAUGGAUGCGCCAGAUGUGAUGCUUGAUACCGAAUACGAACUCUCAACGCAAGCCCCAAAUUAUGAUAAACCAGACCCGUAUAUUAUGAGCAGCGCGCGCGCAGUCUAA
Messenger RNA from Mycena indigotica, 942 nucleotides. RefSeq lists its product as uncharacterized. The transcript is spliced from 12 exons. The coding region runs from base 1 to 942 and encodes 313 amino acids. NCBI's taxonomy places the organism in Eukaryota, Fungi, Basidiomycota, Agaricomycetes, Agaricales, Mycenaceae. The record is from RefSeq and is a predicted model, not a curated record.